AUGAGCGUUAAACACAGGAGGAGGAUCAUCACUGAGGAUCCAGACUGGUCCCUGGAACAAGUGCCUUACCUGUCCAAACUCUGUCUGCAGGAAAUCAUCAAGAACAUAGAAGUUCUUCCUAUAUAUGGAGAACUGGGGCCUUCUGAGCAGAAGUUCAUCCAGGAGAAGCUACCACCGAAUGCUCCCCUCACAGUCACGGCCAACCUGAUCCCCGACGGCGUCUACUGGGAACGCCGCUCCAAGGAACUCUGGGACAACUGCGACGUGUCCUACCAUGGCCAGAGCUGGAAGAGACUGUUUUUUGAGCGCUACUUGGAGGGACUAAUCGAAGCGUUCAUCCCUGGAGAAACCAAGCUCAAAACCAUCCUGGAAAUGGUACCUCUGUGUAAAGAUUAUGUGAAAGGAUUGGAUAUUAAAGAGCUACUCCUGCCGAUUAAAACACUACAGAAGAAGGAGGAAGAGGAGGAACAUUCCAAGCUGGGCAGUAUCCACGAUGAAGAGGACAAACCUUUUCUAGACCAUUUUAAUUUCAAUGUCCUGCUGGAAAAGCUGGACAACCUGGAAGAGCUCCACCUGGUGUACAGAGUGAAGCAGUGCGGCAUCAACUACCAGAAGGAUAUGUUUCGGAUGACGCAGAGGGACUGUGAGACGCUGGCUCAGGCUGUCAAGUCCUGCAAGACUCUCAAGGUUCUGCACCUCUACCACAGCAUGGUCGAUGACACUCAGUGCAGACUUCUGGUUGAACACUUACUGGACCACCCAUCUUUGACCAAGCUGGACCUCAGUUUCAACUGCAUAGAAGACAGAGGAGCCAGAGCCAUCGGCAAACUGCUCACCCAGAGUAAACUGAAGACCCUCAAACUUUACAACACCAUGAUCAGAGACCACGGCGCUAAAGCCAUCGCCCACGGCCUCUCCACUAACACCACUCUGGAGGAGCUGAACCUGAGCCUGAACCGUGUGGGGGACGAAGGAGGGGAAGCCAUCGCGAGGGGUGGAUGGGCGUCUUUCAUCAAGAUAAUAAAUGAUAAAAAAGAAUAA
Molecule: messenger RNA, 1041 nt
Organism: Boleophthalmus pectinirostris (great blue-spotted mudskipper)
Lineage: Eukaryota; Metazoa; Chordata; Actinopteri; Gobiiformes; Gobiidae
Product: dynein regulatory complex subunit 5-like
Exons: 1
Coding region: 1-1041 (346 amino acids)
Biological process (GO): flagellated sperm motility
Cellular component (GO): sperm flagellum
Molecular function (GO): protein binding
Source: RefSeq, a predicted model, not a curated record